AUGAGUGAGAAGAACCAAGUAGAGAGGUACCAGACUAAGUUAUACGUGAAGGUAAAACGGAAGCCUGGUUUUCUGAUGAACAUCGCAGUGUCCCUGGCACUGCCCACACUGGCACCGGUCAACGGCAGGUCGUUACAAGUGCAGAGCAGCGUAGUGAGAGAGCUGGCACCAGAGGACCUCACUUGGGACCCAGCCUAUGAACUUCCACUCAUGAAACUCACUAUUUACUUCGCCCAUCUCGAGCUGCCGGUGCUGUCGUGUCAGGAGCGACUGAUCUGUGAGCUGACAGCUGACCCUGACACUUUCUUCCCCAUCAGCCAGAUCUUCAUGAAGGAACUCAGGCUUAUUAAUGGGCCAGUUACAAUGAAGUCAGACUCUCUGAUGUGGAAGUACAUGACUGCUGCUCGUGAGGGUUUCACCUCACCCAUUGAAAACUGUGCUAGAGCCUACGCCAGCUGUCCUGUACCAGCUGAGAGGAUCAUCAACAUGCCUCAGCUCAGACUCUGGCAGUACUUUGCUUCAAGACUUAACAUUGAUGUUUUCUAAAUGCAGUGGAACCAGGAGUUAAGUCCUGGCUUUCUCCCUUCCCAUUAUUAGAGUUCCUCUCUCAUAACCUUCCCUUCUUUACCUCCCACUAGUGACAAUCAUUAACUCUACCCAUCAAUCUCUUCCACUAGUGACACUAAAUCUACUCUUCCAUUAGUAACACUUACUAAAUCUACUCUUCCAUUAGUAACACUUACUAAAUCUACCCUUCCA
This is a messenger RNA of Cherax quadricarinatus, 759 nucleotides long. Lineage: Eukaryota; Metazoa; Arthropoda; Malacostraca; Decapoda; Parastacidae. The record is from RefSeq and is a predicted model, not a curated record.